Molecule: messenger RNA, 3033 nt
Organism: Hymenoscyphus albidus
Lineage: Eukaryota; Fungi; Ascomycota; Leotiomycetes; Helotiales; Helotiaceae
Source: the annotation of a GenBank genome assembly
ACCAGCUACCGUACUCCCAUCCACCUCUCAUCCCAUCCCAUCCCUUUCUUCUACAGAAAGAUAUCUGGUCUUCGCAGUACACCGCGACAGAAGAUCUGUCUUCCACUCCGACCGUUGUACUACUCUUCUGCGGAGAUGGUCAACUUUGUCAAUUAGCAUUCUUUUGUAAUUCUCUUUUCUUCCCUUUCCACACGACGGAUAUCUGCCAUACCAUACCAGACCAUUUUCUCCCCUGUCGAACCACCAUACGAAUCCGAAUCCCGUCCACUUUGACGAAGAGAGAGACUCGGAGUAAACUGAUUUUAUAACAUCUGCGGAUUCGAUUACGAGGAUUUUCAAUCUAUUUAGUGUCUGAUUGACGCUGUGCCAACAUGGCUACCAUGGAGCAGGGUGUUGCGACAGGUGCGGACUUUGAUAACGCUACUCGCCGUCGAAAUGUUCCUUCAAUAUCAAAUGGGGAAGUCGCAGAGAGAGUAGAGCUGGAUGAGAAGAAGACCCAGAUUAAGAAGGUAUGCCAUCACAUAGCAAGUCCUGGCAACUUUUCCAGAGCUACUGCAGAGCCCUGAUUGGCAAACAUCAUACUAACAGGGGCACCUACAGAAGGAACAAACAUUUAUCCAAUUCCUGGACGAGUGGGAAUUCCUCAUCGCGCCACUUCUUUUCACAAUCCUUGCUUUCUUUACGAGGUUAUACAAGAUCGGACUUUCCCCAAUUGUAACGUGGGAUGAAGCUCAGUAUGAAUUCCCCUUGUCUCUCAGCCUUACCUUGGCAAAAUACUAAUAGCAGAUGUAUAGUUUUGGUAAAUUCGGUUCCCAUUACCUCAAGCGCGAAUUCUACUUCGAUGUCCACCCUCCUCUCGGAAAGAUGCUCGUUGGAUUGUCCGGAUACCUGGCAGGAUACAAUGGUUCGUUCGAAUUCAAGUCUGGCGAGAAAUACCCAGAAGAGGUCAACUACACUUUUAUGCGAGCUUUCAACGCCUUUUUCGGCGCCGUCUGCAUUCCCAUGGCCUACUUUACCGCUCGUGAAUUGAACUUCAAGAGACCCGCUGUGUGGUUCGUUACACUGAUGGUUCUUUGCGAAAACUCGUACACCACCAUUUCUCGAUUUAUUCUCCUGGAUUCCAUGCUCUUGUGCUUUACUUUUACGACUGUCUUGUGCUGGGCUAGAUUUCAUCGUCUGCAAAAGCAAAGCUUCAGCCCGGAAUGGUUCCUCUGGUUGGUCUUGACUGGAAUGAGUAUCGGGUGUGUUUGCAGUGUUAAAUGGGUUGGUUUCUUCGUUACAGCUAUGGUUGGUAUCUAUACCGUUGAGGAUUUAUGGAACAAAUUUGGUGAUACUAAGAUGCCAAAGGUAUGUAGUUUGGAAUAUUUUGGUUGAUCGAGAACUAACCGGAUUUUAGCUUGAUCUUGCUACUCAUUUGGCUGCUAGAAUUCUUGGUUUGAUUGUCAUUCCAAUCAUUGUCUACAUGCUUUCAUUUGCCAUUCAUUUCCUUAUUCUGGAAAACAGUGGUCCAGGUGAUGCUCAGAUGAGCUCUCUUUUCCAAGCCAAUCUCAGAGGUACCGAGGUCGGAAAGGACAGUCCUCUUGAAAUUGCCUACGGUUCUCGAGCAACUAUCAAGAAUAUGGGUUAUGGUGGUGGAUUACUUCAUUCUCACGUUCAAACCUACCCUGAAGGCUCAACUCAACAACAAAUCACAUGUUAUCACCACAAGGACUCCAACAACGAAUGGUGGUUUUACCCAAACCGUGAACAACCAGAGUACAACCCAGAGGGCGAACUCAAAUAUGUCGCCGAUAAAGAUGUCAUUCGAUUGAUUCACUCUCAAACUGGCCGUAACCUCCAUUCUCAUGAAGUCGCUGCUCCAGUCACCAAAGCUGAUCGUGAAGUUUCAUGUUACGGAAAUACUACCGUUGGAGAUGAGAAAGACCACUGGACUGUUGAAGUUGUCAAGGAUGUUGCGUCAAAUGACCGUACCAAGCUUCGAACUUUGACUACCGCUUUCAGACUUAGACAUACUGCUCUUGGAUGUUAUCUUAGAGCUGGUAAUGUCAACUUGCCACAAUGGGGUUUCAAGCAAAUCGAAGUCACAUGUGUUAAGGACAACAGACCAAAAGAUGUUUACACCCAUUGGAACGUGGAGGCUCAUUGGAAUGAUAAGCGUAAGUAAUUUGCAAUUCCAUGAUAUUGCAUGCAUGCUAAUAUUUAAUAGUUCCUGCUGCCGAUGCUGGAGCAUAUAAAUCUCCUUUCUUACAAGAUUUCAUUCAUCUUAAUGUUGCUAUGAUGACAUCUAAUAAUGCUCUCGUCCCUGAUCCGGAUAAACAAGAUGAUCUCGCCUCUCAAUUCUGGCAAUGGCCAAUUCUGAAUGUUGGUCUGAGGAUGUGUGGAUGGGACGAUUCAAUCGUAAAAUACUUCCUCCUCGGUAACCCCCUCGUCUACUGGGGAUCCACUGCCUCCCUCGGCAUGGUCGGCCUCAUGGUCCUCUGGUACCUCAUCCGCUGGCAACGAGGCUACGAUGAACUCAAACAGAGUGAUAUCGAUCAAAUCCACUACGCAGCUCUCUACCCUAUCCUCGGAUGGGUUCUGCACUACAUUCCUUUUGUUGCGAUGGCGCGUGUGACGUACGUGCAUCACUACUACCCCGCGCUCUACUUUGCCAUCCUCGCCUUUGGCUUCGUGGUCGAUUGGAUGACGAGGUAUCAGGUUAAGCCGGUGCAGUAUGUUGUCUAUGGGGCGUUGUAUGCCGUGACGGUGGGCUUGUAUGUUUUGUUCAUGCCGAUUUCUUGGGGCAUGGUGGGGCCGAAUCGGCAGUAUUCUUACUUGAAGUGGUUUGAUGCUUGGAGGGUUACGGAUUAAGUCACUAGAUGGGGGCUAGGGGGAAAUGGGAAAGGGGAAAGGCAAUUUCUUCUGCUUUUCGGUCAGGAUGGGAUUUUUAAAAGAGAUGUAGUUGUUGUUUCUUAGGGCUUGGGUUGCCUUGACUCUGAUAGGGGAAUAGAGGGGGGGGAACAAGUGAGUGAGUGGGGGAAAUAAAUUAGUGAG